Penicillium bovifimosum is the source of this 2325-nucleotide messenger RNA. RefSeq names its product ATP-binding protein. The record is from RefSeq and is a predicted model, not a curated record. Lineage: Eukaryota; Fungi; Ascomycota; Eurotiomycetes; Eurotiales; Aspergillaceae. Bases 1 to 2325 code for a protein of 774 amino acids. The transcript is spliced from 8 exons. Gene Ontology annotation, molecular function: ATP binding; ATP hydrolysis activity.
AUGGCAUUGAAGACUUCCUCUCCCUGUCACCAAGGGUUGACGCCCCCAGAUAGCCCAACGAAGGGGACAACCGCGUCUCAGGCUAUCGUGAAGGAUCUUAAGCAUCUCUUUGGUGUGUUCCUUGAAAACGUGCUCGACCUUGCCAACCAAGAACCUCCAAACACUCCUGUCUCCCAGGACCAGUCCCCGGCAGCCCCCGAUAUGAUUCGACUGAAGCAGUUGCUGGUGAAACUCACCAGCGAUGAAGGUGCUUCAGUUGGACCCUUCGUGACAACUAAUCCUGCUCAGUCUGGCCUUGCCAACAAUGAACAGGAAGAGGUUGUUCAGGCGGCAGAUGAAAUCGAUCUCUAUCGUCCAAUCUGUACUACUCCAGAUGAGUUCAAAUCGUUUGAGAAAUGGGCAUCGGCAUCCCAAUUCAAAACAGUCGUGGAAACUUGGGACAAAGAGGCAUGUAAAUACAAGAUAGCCGAGCCGACGAAGACCAGCACUGAUCUGGACGACUAUGCUGAGUAUGCAUUCGUUGUCCGUGAACGUGUCGAACGGAACUCCGAGGAGGUGACGCCGUACAUAGACAUUAAAUCGGCAGGCUUGCGCGACAUCCUGCGUGUGGUUUUGCACGGCAUCAAGGCCAUCAGCCUGAUGGAGGACAAGCCCUCGAUCGAGCAAAACGUCCUUUUCCAUUUCCUCCCAGAGCUCGACAGAUGUGCGGAGAACAUGGACAACAGCUCGGACCAUGACUCGGCACAUGCGGAGCAUCUCCGCCUGCUCAUCGACCACCUCAAGCAAGCAUAUGCUUCUAUCUCGCAGCGUCUCGAAUCAAUGUUGCAGCACGGUCAUAUUACUUAUGACCUUCUUUGGGCGCUUUGCAAGCCCGGUUGCCAUGUUUAUACCACAUGCAUUGGCACAAAAGAGCCACGAUGUGUCAGAUUCGACGCGGGGGAAGAGAUGACACAAAAUGACGAGACGUGGUGGAAUCUCGAGUGCCGAUUCAUCGAUUAUGACGGAGUCAAGUUCGGCGAGGCCGGAAUAUUUUUGCGUGUCGCAAAGUUCCGGGGUUCAAGGCCGAUCGAGAGCCUUGAGGCCUUCCCUCUCCGCUGUCAUUCAAGGCAUGAGGAAGUUCGGAAAGACUUGGUUGAAAGAGGCCAAAAGUUUCGGGAUUUGGCCGGCUCGCACAUUCGGCACUGUAACGGCAGUGCGUUCUUUAUGAACAAGGGGAAGGCGAUCAAAGUCAACGUCAACAGUCGAGUGGCAGUGGACGCCGCAUUCUUUCAUGAAAUGCAGCCAAACUACUCCCGACCGUCACUGCGCGACCGAGGGGUUAAGGAAAAGGAUGGAAUUGCAGUCAUUGACAUAGGUGCAAUGUGCAUGGAGGACCGUGAGCGGGAGAAGGAGAAAAUGCGAGGAGACGGUGUGGAUGCACAAAAGCUGAGCGAGGCUGAUUUAUUGGUCGCCUGUCCAACAGUUUGCUGUUUCAGCUUCAAGGAGAAAAUGUUCUUGGAGUGCGCAGUCAGUGCUCUUCGGGACGUAGAUUGGUCACCCGGAUCGUUCGACUGCCUGCAGAUCCCUUCAGAGACCAAGACAAUGCUCUUGUCAUUGGCGAAAACACGCUUGGGUCUGAUACCGACGGUACCGUUUGACGACGUUAUUGGUGGAAAGGGCCAAGGACUGAACAUCCUUCUGAAUGGCCCACCGGGCGUCGGAAAGACAUUCACGGUUGAGGCGACCUCGGAAUAUUUCAAGCUCCCCCUCUAUUCGAUAUCCGCAGGAGAACUUGUUGUUGACCACGGAGAUUCUCAUGCGCUUGAAGCACAGCUUGAAGUCAUCUUCAAAAUCGCGAAGCACUUUAAUGCUAUACUGCUCUUAGAUGAAGCGGACGCGUUCAUGGCAAGCCGCACAGCGCUCCAUGACAACCACAAUCGACUAGUAACCAUAUUCCUACGAAAGCUGGAAUAUUAUCAAGGAGUUCUCUUCUUGACUUCGAAUCGGGGUAUCCAAUUUGACGAUGCAAUCCUUAGCCGGAUCCACUUGACCGUCGAGUAUGAAAAUUUGACGAGAGAGUUUCGCAGAGAUCUCUGGUCAACGUUUCUGUCCAAGGCAUGUACGAUGCAAGGACCUGCCGUUGUUGAGGAACACGACCUCCGACGACUGGAGUCUUUAGCUCUAGAUGGACGAGAGAUCAAAAACAUCGCAGCAAUCGCACAUGCUCUUGCUGAAGCGGAUGGCAACCAAGUGAGCUAUAAAUUCUUGGAGUUAGCCUCGGAAUCGAAUAAGAAAUUUUCGAAGGAGUUCGGUCGACAGGGGAUGGUUGAUGGGAUGUAUCUCUAG